Molecule: messenger RNA, 1039 nt
Organism: Diorhabda carinulata
Lineage: Eukaryota; Metazoa; Arthropoda; Insecta; Coleoptera; Chrysomelidae
Exons: 3
Coding region: 230-601 (123 amino acids)
Source: RefSeq, a predicted model, not a curated record
GCUUAAGAGGUCAAGGUCGCCAUUUCAAAACACCAACAAGAGUUCAUUAUGGUUCACCAAUAGGUAGAAAGCAACUUGUAAUUAAAUUUAUUGGUACAAAUUAUAUUUAACCAUUUUGUCUUCACCGUUUAUCUAUGUUAUAAACAAGCAAUUCAUGCUACCCGUUCAAUAGUAUAAAGCAUUACAAAUUAACGUGGAACACGGAGACUUGAAAUUAUUAGUAAUCAAAAUGACCAUGUUGAGUGCAGAUGCUCAGAUCAGAUAUUUAGUGCAGUGGUUUCAAGAAUGGAGUGAACUACAAAGAUCUGAUUUUUUGCCAAUUUUGGCUGAAAAAUAUGCAAAUAAAGCAUAUGUUAAUGGAAUCAUCAACAGUAUUUCAAAUGUUGAUUGUAGAGAUAAACCCAUGUCCUUGUUUGAAUGCAGAGUAAAAUUAUUUAAAGAAUGGUUUAUACAUUGGACUGCAGAUCAAAAGCACCAUUUUAUCUCGCAAAUUUCAGAUAUAGAUACUGCUUUUGCGGAAAAAUUGAAUGAAGAAAUUCAAAACGGGGUAGUUCAUGAAUCCAACCAUCAACUUAACGGAGAGGAUAUUUUGGAAGACUAAAUAUUUCCAAGAAUGAUACUAAUGUUUUUUGACAUUAUAAAUUGGAUUUGAAUUUAUAUUUUUUGCACUGAUUUCAUUAUCUUUAGAUUUAAAUCUGUUUUUGAUUUUAUAAUUAUUAAUCAAGGGUAGGCAAUAUUUAAUUGGCUCUGUAUCAAAUCCCUGGAUCCAAAUAAUUAUGUUUAUCCUGAUUUUUUGAUACAGAUUCCUUUAAAACAAGUCUCACAAUAAGCGAAUAGUAUUUAAUGUGAUAUUUUUGUAGAUGAUAUUUAUAUUAGCUAUAAUUUGAAUAUUUAUAAGGUAUUUCUAUGGAGGUAUAAUGUUAUUUAUAAAUAUUUAUAAUUUUUUUAACUCAUCUAAACCAGUGUAGCUACUAUUUUUCAGUCUGUCUCAGUGACAUAUGAUAAUUAAACUUUUUUGUUAUAACGAUGUUUUUUUUUC